Brachypodium distachyon (stiff brome) is the source of this 2304-nucleotide messenger RNA. Its product is annotated as FACT complex subunit SSRP1-B. The transcript has 16 exons. Lineage: Eukaryota; Viridiplantae; Streptophyta; Magnoliopsida; Poales; Poaceae. The coding region runs from base 142 to 2073 and encodes 643 amino acids. Gene Ontology annotation, molecular function: DNA binding; nucleosome binding; histone binding. The record is from RefSeq and is a predicted model, not a curated record. Gene Ontology annotation, cellular component: nucleus; FACT complex.
CGCGCCCCCCCCAAAUCAAAGCGAAAGCCACCUCCUCGCCGCAAAGCUCCCAAAUCCCGCAGGCUCGUCCGCAAGCGAGAGAGCGAAUCGAGGAUCUUGUAGCAGCGGCGGCGGCCACCGGCCGCAGGGGCAGUGCGCGAGAUGACGGACGGCCACCUCUUCAACAACAUCUCACUCGGCGGCCGCGUUGGCAACAACCCUGGUCAGUUUAAGCUUCAUUCGGGAGGCCUUGCAUGGAAGAAGCAGGGUGGAGGAAAGACCAUUGAGGUUGAUAAAGCUGAUAUAAUUUCCAUGACAUGGAUGAAAAUCCCCAGAUCAUAUCAGCUUAGCGUCGGGACCAAAGAGGGGAUCCGGUACAUGUUCAAAGGCUUCCGUGAACAGGAUGUUAGCAAUCUUGCUAACUUUAUACAAAAGAGCACGGGAGUCGCACCAGAGGAGAAGCAGCUUUCUGUUAGCGGCCAUAAUUGGGGCGGAGUUGAAAUUACUGGCAAUAUGCUUAGCUUUAACGUUGGUUCAAAGGAAGCAUUUGAAGUUUCUCUAGCAGAUGUAUCACAAACUCAAAUGCAAGGAAAAACAGACGUUGUUCUUGAGUUCCAUGUUGAUGAUACUACCGGGGCUAACGAGAAAGAUUCACUGAUGGAUAUAAGUUUUCAUAUACCAACUACAAAUACUCAAUUUCCUGGAGAUGAGGAUCGUCCUUCAGCUCAUAUCUUCUGGCAGAAGAUCUUGGCUAUAGCUGAUGUUGGCUCAUCAGAAGAGGCUGUUGUUACAUUUGAAGGAAUUGCCAUUCUUACUCCAAGAGGUCGAUAUAGUGUUGAGCUUCACAUGUCAUUCUUACGACUCCAAGGACAAGCUAAUGAUUUUAAAAUUCAGUACAGCAGUAUUCUUCGCCUGUUUGUUUUGCCGAAGUCAAACAAUCCUCAUACCUUUGUGGUUAUUACACUUGAUCCGCCAAUUCGGAAAGGACAGACAUUAUAUCCUCACAUUGUUAUUCAGUUUCAAACAGAGGUAGUAGCUGAAAUGGACCUGAAACUAAGUGAGGAGGUUUUGGCUGAAAAGUACAAGGAUAGGCUGCAAGGCUCUUACAAUGGUCUAGAACAUGAGGUAUUCUCCAAAAUCCUCCGUGGCCUGUCUGGUGCUAAAGUAACAAGGCCAAGCACAUUCCGCAGUUGUCAAGAUGGAUAUGCUGUGAAAUCAUCACUUAAAGCUGAAGAUGGAUUGCUCUAUCCUCUUGAAAAGGGUUUUUUCUUUCUACCAAAGCCUCCAACACUCAUUCUGCAUGAGGAGAUUGAGUAUGUUGAAUUUGAGCGUCAUGGUGCUGGGGGUGCUAGUAUGUCAUCUCACUAUUUCGAUCUCCUUGUCAAGCUAAAAAAUGACCAAGAACAUCUUUUCAGAAAUAUCCAAAGGAAUGAAUACCAUAACCUCUUCGACUUCGUCAGUGGUAAAAAUUUGAAAAUCAUGAAUCUUGGAGAAGAUGGCCAAGGUAGAACUGGUGCCGUUGCAGCUGCUCUUGACAGCACUGAUGACAGCCUUCACGAUCCACAUCUGGAGCGAAUAAAGAAUCAGGCUGGUGAUGAAGAAAGUGAUGAAGAGGAUGAGGAUUUUGUGGCAGACAAGGACGACAGCGGAUCCCCCAGUGAUGAUUCUGAUGAAGGUUCUGAUGCUAGCUUAAGUGGAGGAGAAAGCGAGAAAUCUUCAAAAAAGGAAGCUAGUAGUUCAAAGCCACCGGUGAAGAGGAAGCCAAAGAGUGGGGACACAGAAGGUUCAGAGAAAAGAAAGCCGAAGAAGAAGAAGAAAGAUCCCAAUGCCCCUAAAAGAGCAUUAGCACCAUUCAUGUACUUCUCGAAGGCUGAGCGAGCGAAUUUGAAGAGCAGCAAUCCCGUACUGGGUACAACAGACAUAGCGAAGAAGCUUGGGGAGAAGUGGCAAAAGAUGUCAGCUGAGGAGAAGCAGCCAUACGUUGAGCAGCAUCUAGUGGAUAAAAAACGAUACCAGGAGGAGACUGCCGCAUACCGCGACAACGCAGGCGCGGCUCCAGUUGACGUUGAGUCCGACGAUCAAUUAUCUGACUGAGUAGCUACUGGCGAAGUUGCGUGCUUUGAGAGUUCAUGGUAUAAUUAGGCAUCCGUUCUGUCUUGGCUGUAGUAACCAGUGAGAUGUUCCCUCCGUCUCCAAGUUUACUAAGAACUGUCGUAAGGAUUUUGUAGCUAAGCUUUUCUCAGGUAAUGUUGAAUGCUAGUGAAUGUCAGAUGGUUAUUUGCUCCUUGCGUGUGCAAUAUGCAGUCAUGGCGACCUGGCAGACUA